CUGACUGACGGAAAGUUUCAGCUUUUGGCCAAUUUCAGUAAUAACAAAACUAUCGCUGCGCAGUCACAUGAUCUAAUAACCCCUGAGGGAUAAUACAGGGAGUAGGGAAGCAGAAGAGCUUACAAUCUAACUGAAGCCCAGGUGCCAUUAGCCCUACAGUAAGUUACGGAACCCGAUGGGUCGGUUUGGGAGGUGUAAGAGGGUUCUGGGAGUUGCAGUUCUGUGAGGGCUCCCACCUUGCUGCCGCCUCAUAUCAAUCCCCUCUCACUCGCUCUCACACUAACUCCGCUCCGUACGGUGCAGCUGAACCUGAUAGCGCAGCCAGCCAAUCGCUGGUCACCGCGCACUGAUAGCCGGGGAUCCACCGGCCAAUGGGAAAGAAGAAUCUGCCCAGUUUUGCUAUGGUAACCGGGACUCCGGCGGCCUCUGUCAAGUGAAGGGGGCGGGAUCCAAAGAUGGAAGUGGGCGGGGCAGGUGACUGAACAGGAGGAGGAGUCGCUCGGAGAGCAAAGGAGAAGCAGCAGCGCCGGCACUGAGGGACCAUGGGAACCGGGCAGGUACGAUGGGGGAGGAUGUCACUCAUUUGCUCUUCGCUUCUCCUGCUCACGUCAUUGGCUGCUGUAAGCGCCGUCCCCAUCGAUAAGGACAAGGCGAAAGUGAAGGUGGAGCCAAUGGAAGAGGAGCAAAAAUCCCAAUCAGCAGACACUGGACUUUUUUAUGACCGAUAUCUCAGGGAAGUGGUGGAAGUUCUGGAAACCGACAGACAUUUCCGCGAGAAGCUCCAGACGGCGGAUAUUGAAGAUAUCAAGAGCGGGAAGAUCAGUAAAGAACUGGACCUAGUGAGCCACCAUAUCCGCACCAAGCUGGACGAACUGAAGAGGCAAGAGGUGGCCCGACUGCGCAUGUUGAUCCGCGCCAAGAUGGACCAAGGGGACGAUACGGGGAUGGAUCACCGGGCGCUGCUCAGGCAGUUUGAGCAUCUGAAUCAGAACAACCCGCACUCAUUCGAACCCCAGGACUUGGACCUGCUGAUCAGAACUGCAACAAAGGAUCUGGAAAAUUACGACAAAACGCGCCACGAUGAGUUUAAACGCUACGAAAUGAUGAAGGAGCACGAGAGGCGCGAGUAUCUGAAGACACUGGAUGAGGAGAAGAGGAAAGAGGAGGAAGAGAAAUACGAGGAGAUGAAGAAAAAGCACAGGGAGCACCCGAAAAUUAAUCACCCUGGGAGCAAAGACCAAUUAAAGGAGGUUUGGGAGGAGACGGACGGACUCGAUCCCACAGACUUUGACCCCAAGACUUUCUUCAAACUUCAUGAUACAAACAGUGAUGGAUUCAUUGAUGAGCAGGAACUGGAGGCUCUGUUUACCAAAGAGUUGGAGAAAGUCUAUGAUCCCAACAAUGAGGAGGAUGACAUGGUGGAGAUGGAGGAGGAGCGGCUGCGGAUGAGGGAGCACGUAAUGACAGAGGUGGAUCUGAACAGGGACCGGCUCAUCGACCUGCAGGAGUUCAUUAGGGCCACGGAGAAGAGGGAGUUCCUGGAGCCCGACGGCUGGGAGACGGUGGCCGAUCAGCCGAUUUACACUGAGGAGGAACUGCAGGAGUUUGAGAAGCAGAUUCUUCAGCAGGAGGAGGAGCUAAAGAGGAAAGCGGAUGAGUUGUACCGACAGCGGGAGGAUCUGCAGAAACAGCACGAGUACAUCCAGGCCCAGAAACAGGAGCUGCAGCAGGUGGUGCAACAAAUGGAACAGAAGAAACUGGAGCAGCAACAGCCUGUGCCGCCGGCCGUACCGGAUGCCAACUUCCAGCAAGGUGGCGACCAGGCCGUCCAUCUUGGAUCCCAGCAGCCUCUGCCCCCCGGGCACCUCCCAGAAGCGGGCGUUCCACAGAGCCACCCAGUCCCAUAAUCUGCCUCCUCUAAAUAUUUAUCAUUUUAUUUUUUUUUUGUCUUGUUUUCCAAAAAAAAUUCCAGCCCCUCCUUCUCUUCUAUACGAGACAAACGGACUCGGACGCGGGGCCCUCGGAUUCGCCAAGCGCCAUUUUGGCGUUUGGAGAAAAGAGAAGUCCCAGCCCGCUGCCUGAUCUCUGGGACUGGACGCUGAAGCUGCCAUAUUGGUUGUGGGAAAGGAAAGCCAUAUUCUUCCCACCGACAGAGUCUGCAUCGUGGAUGUUGUAUUGUUGGACCAAACCAAGUGGGAAGGGGUUGAACUGAUUCAUUUCUAAUUGCCCCGCCCCCUUUUGUCGUCGUGGGUUUGUUUGUUAUUGUUGAGUCCAAAUAAAGUACAAACUAAUACUCUAUCUGUGCCCACCCGCGGGGUGGGGGUGCCAAUGUUGCCUAAUCACUUGCCUUUUGAUAGUUUAUGGGGGGUUCUAUGUAACCGCCCCCCCCCAAAGAAUACACUGUGCCGAUAAGGAACAUUUUACCCCGUGUUGUUGCCCCCAGAGACCCUCUAUGUCUGUAUGUGGCCAGGAAGAGGUUAAGCUGCUCGAAGUUGCACUUGUUGCCCCCCCCCAGCCACGUCCCCAGCGCGGGGGGGUAACUCUCACUGUACUUUCCCCUUUGCCAUUUUGUCUUUUAAUUGUAGAAUUCUCUUUCUUAUCAGAAAAUGUUACUUUUACUUCCUGUGCGAGAGAAAUGUGAUUUAUAGAAUCCUGCCCAAUAAAUAUACCCCUCUUUGCACCC
Messenger RNA from Xenopus tropicalis (tropical clawed frog), 2683 nucleotides. RefSeq names its product nucleobindin 2 (gene nucb2). The coding region runs from base 543 to 1907 and encodes 454 amino acids. Gene Ontology annotation, cellular component: cytoplasm; endomembrane system; membrane. The transcript has 13 exons. Lineage: Eukaryota; Metazoa; Chordata; Amphibia; Anura; Pipidae. Gene Ontology annotation, molecular function: calcium ion binding. The record is from RefSeq and is a predicted model, not a curated record.